UAGAUUCCCCAUUUCGUUCCCCGUUCCGCUCCAACUUCUCUCAAAAUGAUGUGAGGGAAGGUUUAUCUUCUUCAUCGACGCUGGGGGGUUUCAAAUCCUGCAUCUUUGAUCACUGCACAGACCCGACCCACCAUGUCCUACAACCUCCUCUGCCCACCCUUGUUCCAAUAAGCCAGAGACUUCCAAGUUCCGGCCUUUACUAGAAGUUCUGAGCUUUUUUGUCCAUGGCUUCCUUCUAUCUCCAUCACCACUACUUCCGCAGCAGAUCUACUCCGAUUCAGGAACUCAAGAGUGGCGACUGUUCCAAGCACAUUAUCACCGUGUCUUGCCUGGGCCAUGACCGAGAGCAUGAUGAUCCCACAACGCAGAAGCCGAAGAAAGAAAAGCAGAGCAAGAAGCCGACUUUUGCAGGAAUUAUAGAUGGCUUUGAGAAGAUAGGGAAGGGGUUUAAGCAGAAUUUGAGCCCACAGAGGAAGGGUGACUGGAAAGAUUUGACUUUGAUGAGUUUAUCUUUUGCUGUUUAUGUGUACAUAUCGCAGAAGAUUGUUUGUGCUUACUAUGCUUGGGUGUCCAUGCCGAAGCAACCUUGGUAAUAAAGUAAUAUAGCGAAGUUAAGCAUCUUCAUCGUUGUAAGAGGCUGGAGAUAUGUGUACGUUAUUCCCAGAAUCCAAUCCUGUUAGUAAUAAUGGAGGGAAGGAUCUUGAAGG
Rhodamnia argentea is the source of this 707-nucleotide messenger RNA. RefSeq lists its product as uncharacterized. The record is from RefSeq and is a predicted model, not a curated record. The transcript has a single exon. Bases 225 to 593 code for a protein of 122 amino acids. Lineage: Eukaryota; Viridiplantae; Streptophyta; Magnoliopsida; Myrtales; Myrtaceae.